Molecule: messenger RNA, 2750 nt
Organism: Mercenaria mercenaria
Lineage: Eukaryota; Metazoa; Mollusca; Bivalvia; Venerida; Veneridae
Product: toll-like receptor 4
Exons: 2
Coding region: 114-2375 (753 amino acids)
Biological process (GO): immune response; toll-like receptor signaling pathway
Cellular component (GO): membrane
Molecular function (GO): protein binding; transmembrane signaling receptor activity
Source: RefSeq, a predicted model, not a curated record
UUUAUCUACUUGACAUCAUACAACAAAAAUUAACACUCAGUCUGGUACUUAACGGAUAAUAUUUUUACAGUUGUUAUUUAGAUUAGCAGUCUUAGCUUAAACUAGUAAAAAGGAUGGUUUUUGUGACAGGUAUAUUUAUCUGGAUACUUUUUGGUGGAGUUCGCUCCGAGGUUGCUGACAGAACCAUGUGUCCAGAAAUGUGUGAAUGUGAAGGUCAUGUACUUAGGUGUAACAGAAUGGUUCUAAACGAAUCUAUACCCGACAACAUAUCCGAGGUUCACUUGAUAACAUUCAGCUCUAGCUCGAAGAUCAAAAUGUCCAGUUUAUUUCCAUACUGGUCAAACGUCAUUAAAUUAGAUAUAACACUUUCUGGUCUCAAAUUUUUUCUACAUUUCGAAGAAAAUUCCCUCAGUCACCUUAAACAGCUCCAAUAUCUGGGUAUACAUGGUAUCGGACCCGCUAAGUAUGUCAUUCAGGACAACGUCCUACAUCCUGGAUGUUUUUCUGGGCUCGACAAUGUGAAAACUCUAAACCUCUCCGGAAAUUCGCAUCUAAAUAUAUCAGAAGUCAUUAAGAUUUUUACAGAAGUAAAUACUUUGCCUUCCCUGGAGACGAUAGACCUGUCCGAGUUGCAGCUCUUGACAAACAAGCCUAUAUACAAGAAGGAAUUUAGCGCACUUGUUUCAGUACUUCGUUCAAAGUCGAUUAAAACAAUAAUAAUGGAUUACACACAUGUAGAAUUUCCUGUAGCGGACUUUGGAAAGUUAUGCCAAACACUGGAAAAGUUUCGUUUACGGAAAACUACUGUCACUGCGGUAUAUAAAUUCAAGCAUGUGACAUGUGAGAGCUUAAAGGUGCUAGAUUUGUCAGGAGCAGCUAUUGUACCAAUAGAUACUUUCAUCAGGAGCAGGAUUCUGACGUCUGACCGCUGGUUCGUGGAUAUUUUUAAUAAAUAUUUUUCUUUUAUAUGCAGCGUAGAAACGGUAUACUACGAUGGAAUUUUACCAUCGGAGCCGCUACCGCUAUCGUUCGACAAUGGCGUUGUUUAUAAUGCCACGGGGAUAAACUGGCGAGUGAAAUAUAUGUAUUUCAGACGGAAUUUUAUGGAAAACUUCAAUGUAUCGUUUAAGAAUAUGCCCCUUAUACCUGGUUCAGAAUUUGACGUCUCCUUUAAUAACAUUUAUUACAUUCACCCGAAAUCGCUGGACCCAGGACAUUAUAUCCGCAAAAUAAACCUUGCCCAUAAUAGACUGCAUGAAAUGGAAAGAAAGCAUCCCUUAGACUUUGAAAUUUUUCUUCAUACAUUUACAGACUUGGAGGAUAUAAAUUUGGCAUACAAUCAGAUAUCUAAACUACCACCGGAUAUGUUUAGCAAAAACACAAAGCUGAAGGAAAUCAAUGUUGUCGGAAACCAGCUGAAAACUUUAUCUAUUAAGACAAACUUAAUACCCAAUUUGCAAUAUUUAGGCGCCGUAGACAACAACCUUGAAAUCUUAGUUCUUAAGGAAAUUUCCCAAGUUCAUCAGAGACCCUUUGGUGAAGCCGACUUAACAAACGGGGCAAUUUUAAUCAUAAACAUUACCGGAAAUGAAUUAAAAUGUACGUGUGAGGAUACAAGAGUCAUUGAAUGGAUCCGAGAUUCGCCUAUUGUCCGCGGAGGAAAGUGUGUUUACGAGGAUGAAAAGCUUGACAUAAAACAAAAUGCCUUUGAGAAAAUUACAGACUAUUGUAAGAAGAAGAAAUUUCAACAGUCACUUAUAAUCGGAGUGUGCAUUUCCAUAACGCUUUUCUAUCUUACAGCCAUUUGCAUUGCUUUAGCAGUUCGGUACAAAAAGAAACAAACUAAAAUAGUAGAAUUAUUACGCCAGCUGAAGACAGACGACGAACAUUUUCUUGCGUUUGUAUCCUAUUGUUCAGAAGAUACGGAUUUCGUGAUGUCACAUUUCGUAAACCAACUGAAUGAGGAAAUUUGUAUCAGUACCAAAGUCCGCAGCGAUCAUAUCUGUAUCGGAGAUAGGUACUUCCGGCCAGGAUUUCCAGUAAUCACGGAGAUUAUGACGAAAAUGGAGAAGUCAGCAGUGAUAAUUUUUGUUAUCUCCCUAGAAUUUUGUAACAAACCAUGGUGCCACAUUGAGAUUAAGGAAGCGUAUGAAUUACAAAAACCCAUUAUCCUGAUUUUUAGAGAAGAAGUUGAUUUACAAGACAUGCCGAAACUAGUAGAAAAAUUAUUCCACCAGAACACACGAUGCAAAUUUGAACGUGAUAUUGACGGGGCUUGGAGACUGCAACCUUCUUUCCAUGUCCUUGCUUCAUCUGUCAUAGAACUGGCUGCUAUUAACAAUAAAACCGACACUCCGAAGAACCUUGUAGUCUAGCGGUCUGAAAGUCCCAUUAGGCUUUAAACUUUAUGUUAAAAAUAAAUAGAACAGCUGUCCAAAUAGUAUGUUAAAAUAAAUAAAACAGCUGUCCAAAUAGUUGAUAUACAUACUUACAUGGUUAUUAAAGCACUACCUUCAAUACUGCGCAUGACUUUAUACAGUAUUGGGGCUAUAAAUGGAGUUAAUUAUACAAUGUAUUCUAUUAAACUUCCUACGAUGUUGAUAUAUUUGGAAGCCUUUGACAAAUAUUAGAGAAAACAAGUAUUGAAAAUAGGAUUUAACAAGAAAUUAAUAUACUUUAUGUACAUGUAUAACAAAAACUGAGCCACAUUAUAAAAAGAUCAUAGAAUAAACUGUUUUACCAAAUCUGAA